GUUUUUCACUCUUAAAACACAGCUCUCUUCUAUUUUUUUUUCUAUUUAUAUUUAUCAACUCUUUGUUCAAUUACUAUAAUAACCCUUAUUCAUUUAUACUCAUUUUUAGCCUUCAAGGGCUUUAUUGCCUUUUACCUACUCAUUUUAUUUAAAAACAUUACAAGAUUCUUGCAUUAAGCUCCCUUGGAUACCGUGCUGUCGCACCAGAUCUUAGGGGAUAUGGUGAUCUUAGGGGUAGAGCAAGUGUUUGUUGUUGCACAUGACUGGGGUGCGUGCUGUGGUUGGAUGGUACUUGUGCUUGUUCAGGCCUGAUAGAGUGAAGGCAUAUGUCUGCCUUUGUGUUCCAUACAGGCCAAGAAAUCCUAAAAUGAAGCCAGUGGAGACAAUGAAACUUGCCUUUGGAGAAGACUAUUACGUGUGCAGAUUCCAGGUUUAGCAUAUAAUGCAUGGUUUGAACUUCAAUGAUCACAAUUUUUUAAGGGACUUAUGGUGUGGCAAAUUUUUGGAUUCUAACAUCUCCAAAUUUGGCAACUGUUUGUGUAGAUUUAGUGUAUGAAACAAUUAAUGCUGACAACAAUCACUUUGUCAUCUGCUAAAUCUAUACAUAAUAUUCUCAUCGAAUUUACUUUUCGGAAAAUCUCAUAAGAAUUGAAUGAAUAAGUGGAUCUUACUGCCAAGUCUCAUAUUUUUGUGAAUGUCAGUUCGGUAAGAAUACUACAGACAAUUAGAGGACUACUCAAAACAAGUUGUGUAGGGUUUUGGUAUGAACUAAUGCAAAAGUACUGUCUAUUUAAUGUCGUAGGAACCAGGAGUGAUUGAAGCUGACAUUGCACGUGCUGGAACUGCAGAAGUGCUAAUGAAAACCUUGACAGAUCGCAAUCCAGGUCCCCCUUGCUUGCCUCAAGAAAAUCCUUUCGGAAUCUAUCCAGAGAAUCCAGUAACCCUGCCCUCUUGGCUCACUGAAGCAGACCUUGCUUUCUAUGCCACAAAAUAUAGCCAGAAGGGGUUCACUGGAGGGUUGAACUACUACAGAGCUCUGGAUCUGAACUGGGAGCUCACAGCACCGUGGACUGGGACACUGGUGGAAGUUCCUGUAAAGUUUGUUGUGGGAGAUCUUGACAUGGUCUAUACUACUCCAGGGGCGAAGGAAUUUGUAAACAAUGGAGGAUUCAAGCAUCAUGCCAUUGUUGGAGGAAGUUGUUGUGAUGGAAGGAGUCGGUCAUUUCAUUAACCAAGAGAAGGCAGAGGAGAUCAACAAUCACAUUUAUGACUACAUUAGCAUAUACUGAUCUGUUUUCUUGCCGUUCAAGAACGCUUCCAGAACCAUAUUCUGCAACCCUCCACGCUUUGGGAUCUCCCUUGAAUAGAAGAACUCGGUUCCAGAGCACAAGAUUAUCAAACUAGAAUAAUCUUGUUGUAUUGCAAAUUAUUGAUUUACAAGAAAUACAUGUUUCAAUUCACCUGGUAGCUGAUAAUUGAUUUCUAUCAAUCUAAUCAGGCUUACCUUUUCAUUCACUGGCUUCAAUAAUUAAAUUGCAGAA
Molecule: messenger RNA, 1541 nt
Organism: Populus trichocarpa (black cottonwood)
Lineage: Eukaryota; Viridiplantae; Streptophyta; Magnoliopsida; Malpighiales; Salicaceae
Exons: 2
Coding region: 857-1231 (124 amino acids)
Molecular function (GO): hydrolase activity
Source: RefSeq, a predicted model, not a curated record